AUCGAAAAGUUUUAAAUAAAAUUCAAAGUGUUUGCUCACCCGCUCAACUAGAAUAUAUCACUAAGCAUAUAAUGUGCUGGAAUCAUGCCAUGAAGUAAAGAAAAAAGAGAUGAUACGUAUUAUUUAUUUUUAUUAAACUUGGUUUACUUUCUUUAAUGGUUUUAUAUGGUUAAAUAUGACGUUUAAUUUUUAUUAAUCUAUUUCCAACUGCAAGUUUGACAGCUAUGUCAACAAAGCCUUUAACAAGUUAUCUUUAUUUUGCAUCCUAGCCACAUUUAGCUAUUUUAAAUAUAGAACAGCUAUUAAUAGAACAGUAAACAAUUGUCAUUUAAAAUUAACACGGCCGACAUUUCUACGCUGCAACGUGUCUCAGGUGUGGCGACGGCAUUUGAAAUACAUUACAAUUACGCGUAAGAAAAAAAAAACUACAUUCAUACGAGUAUGCCAGGUGAAUGUGCCAUAAAGGAAUUACGCUGACGUGUCCUUACCGUUAGGCAAGCUCCGUUAAUCCUGUGUUGUUGGGGUUAUUCUAAUACGAACGCAUUGCUGUAUAGCAAUAUCUGUGCUCUUUGAUCUACAUACAUAUGUAUAACGGGUGACCCCAGCUCACAUGUUUAGUCCACUAUUUGUUUCACUUUAUAAGUAUAGUGUGCCAUAAUUUUAGGGCCGGCGGGUGGUGUUUCCGUCGCCUUUAACUCAAGUAGAAAUGCAAAAAUAAUAAUAAUAACAGAAAACGUUGCAUUCAUUCAGUUUUCGGCGGUGCAACACGACGCUCGCUUUCUAUCGGUAUCGGCCAACUCAAAUUUCGUCGCGCCAGCGUCGGCGUCGUCGUCAUCGAGAGCCGAAACCAAAAUCAAACGGGACCUCCUGUCAAAAGGGAACGUUAUGUUUAUUAUUUGUCUGCGCUUGAGAGUAACGAGUCGCAAUUGUAAACAAACAAAAUUAUGCUUAAUUGCCCAGUUCGCGGGAAACGCAAGAAAAAAACCUAAAGUUAUCGUGGAUGGGCAAGUUGGAACGAGCAGUGCGAAGCUUGCCAAGUCCAAUGUAAACAAAAAUCAGAUUUCCAAAUCGGAGAGCCUGCAAUUGAAUUAGCUUCGCUAUUAAAUGAGAGUUUGUUGUAAACAUUGAUAAGUGCUAUAAAAGACAAACGCAUGGAGUCGCAUGUGAGCAGUCGUCAAACGGAUAUGGCGGCGGACGAUUCAAAGUUUGAGUCAGAGGCAGAGUCUGAUUCGAGCCAUGAAACAAAUAAUGGAGAGCUACCAGACCUGGAGCAAAUCAAGGAAGAUGAUAAUUCUGCGCAAGAGUGUAACAAGGCGAAGGAGAGUCGGCUGAAAGAGCGUGAGGAGCGACCACUUGUUCUGGAGGAAAGGCACUCACUCUCUAUAGCCGAGACAAAGAAGCGUCGGGCCAACGUCUACUCCAAUGAGAAUCUGUUUAUACCCAAAGAGUUGGCUCGGGGUAAGCUCUAUCUGCGCAAAUAUCAGUCUUUGGAUCAAAUUAGUAAAAACACUGAUUACUGCAUGAGAAUGCUCAAAUUUCCGGUUGGAUCGGGUCGAGCGCGUUACGUAGCCCAACAAAUGAAGAGAAAAAAAACAAAGAAAUUAAUGGAAGUUCCAAAAGAACUACCCGACGAGGCAACGUCAAAAGAAAAAUGCGAGAUCUCAGUCGACAGCAGCAAUGAAGAGUUGUACAUCAAGCAGGAGCCGAACGAAAGCCCAGAGAGAGAUAAGUUUGAUGAUUUGAACCAGGCUCUUAGCAUGCCCAACCUCAACUUGGAGCAUACGAAUAGAAAUCAGCUGCACAGUGAUGACGAGGGCUGCAUCAUACUGGAAGAGAUACUCAAUUCGUCUUUGACCGACUCCAAAGAGGAUGGCACCGAGGAGUUCAUAGAGGUCGUCUCCAGUCGUCAACUUAGUCAAACUACGAGCUUAGAGUUAAAGCCCAAGAGCGAAGAUGAGCCACUGGACAAGCAAGAGCCACUGGUGGACAAGCCAGAGCCGUUCAAAAUGCCACUCUUACGUUGGCACAAUCCGGACGGGAAUGAGCAGGAUAUCAAAAUGGGAGUUGUGGAGGAGCUGGAGCAUAUGAGUUUGUCGGCCAAUGUGGGCUUCAAUGGGGUAACAACAGCGGCCGCAGUUCAUGUGGAGCAACGAGAGGAGCAGCUCAAUGGACAGUUACAGAAUUUGUCAGAUGUGUCUCUAGACGAAUUCCAGAUACUAGAAAGAAUGAAACAACAGCAACUGGAGCAUACAGAAGAUACAAAGCUACAACAACAAUGGUACGAUACUGCUACAGAGCAACAAUGUGAAGAGCUAGAAGAGUCGUCGCAGCAGCAGUUGCCAGCUGAAAGUAUGCAAUAUAUUCCUAAUGGGCAGUAUGCAAUGCCCACUGAGCGAGUCACAACCUCAAGUUAUGCGUCCAGUGAGACGCCACACCUGAUGCCAGGCACUGUCCUGCCGCCCCUUUAUCCUGGCAGCCAAUUGCAAUCUACUAUCGUCAACAACAAUCUGUUGUCAAAUGAAAAUAUGCAACAACAUAUUAUAGAGCGAGCCGAUUAUAUGCAGCAUUGGAAUAAAGAUAGCUGCGAUAAGUAUGAUUACUCGCAGCCAACUGUACAGCCACAGUUGUUACAUAACUGGCAGCAGCAGCAGCAGCAGCAACAACAACAACAACAGUUACAUGACUGGCAGCAGCAGGUGGAGGCGGAAGCGCAGGCGCAAGCUCAGGCUCAAGCGCAAGCGCAAGCUUUGCAGUUACAGCAGCAGCAAAAUUACUUUCAAAAGCAAUAUUUGGAAGCAGGUCAAAAGGAGUUGAGCCAACUUAAUGCACAAUAUCAGAAACUGAAAGGCCAUGAGGAUAAGCAGCUCAAGGAAUUUAGCAAGGCACUCAAGGAGAUCCACGCGAAUCGGCUGAUUUGUGAACGCGAACAUGCUGACUAUCAUAGAAAAUUCAUGAUUAAAAUGAUCGAGAGCAAAAAGCAAGAGGAGACUAUUCAGGCCCAUAAGAACGAAAUAAAAAGGCAGCUGGAUGCUGAACUAAAUAGCCUGCAAGAGCGCAUUGCUAAAAAGCAGCACCAGUUGCAGGAAUGUUCGCGGUCAUUGCAAUGGCAGCGACAACAAUACGAAUACCAGCAGCAACAACAACAGCAGCAACAGAUGCAGCAGCAGCAGCAACAGCAACUCGCAUUCAGUCAACAACAACAAGUACAACAGCCUUUCCUUCCACGUUUGCCGCCACCCGCCUAUCAGCCGCGUUUGCAAUGCUUUCAGGAUGCAUUUGCACAGUGCGUAACCAGGUCCAUGUCGCCAGGUUCACAGCUGAAGGGACAGCGCCGACUCUUGCCAGCACCGUCGCAAGUUGUCUACAUGCAACCUCCGGUGGCAGUGCGCUCAAAUGAAUUCCAAUCCUACAGCGAUAGCAUUCUGCCACAUCGACACACUCUGGACAGAUGCAGCACUCCGCAUCCACUUCAAUCCACAUCGAAUGGCCUUGUGAAUCCUUGCAGAACAAACUACCCAAGCUUUGCUACGGCAACAACCACAAGCAAUAUAAUGGCAACUGGCCAUCAUGUUACGCUGACUGAAACGCCGACUCCUGGUGGCAGGAGCCAGUUGAAUCCGGCAAUUGAACAAACUGCGAUAACGUCCAUUAUGAGCAACUAUGUCUCCAAUUAUCUGAACGAUAUGGAGUCGAAUAAUUCCUAACUAUAGACUAAUUAUAGCUAAUUACUCUGUUUAUUUGUGAUCUGUUGUUUAUGCUAUAAGUGCUUUGAAUGAGAGCAGUGUUCCUAUUACAAUUAUUAUUGCGAGUAUUUUUAUAUAUGUGUACAUAAAUGUAUGCAUAUAUAUAUAUAUUUAUGUUACUAUUAUUUUAAGCAUUAGCUGUGGUCUUUGAUUUACUUAUAUUUUGUUACAGAUAUUCACACUUUGAUAGCUUUUUCCAUUCAAUCAAUGCUUGACAGCAGUCGAUUAAGGUAAUAAAUAAUAAAAUAAAUCACGUUUAGCUUGAUGAACAAGAUAAA
This is a messenger RNA of Drosophila mojavensis, 4021 nucleotides long. Its product is annotated as putative mediator of RNA polymerase II transcription subunit 26. Bases 1152 to 3704 code for a protein of 850 amino acids. The record is from RefSeq and is a predicted model, not a curated record. The transcript is spliced from 5 exons. NCBI's taxonomy places the organism in Eukaryota, Metazoa, Arthropoda, Insecta, Diptera, Drosophilidae.